AUUGAGAAAAAUUCUCCUCUUCUCAUUAUCAUUUGGUUUUUGUGUGGAGUCGUCACUAUCGAGUGCCUCUGGAGUUGCGGCGAGCCAUGUGUCUAGCACUCGGAAUAAAGCGUCAGUUGAUUGCAGCAGUAGCCUGCGCUUUGGCAACGCUAGUGGGAGGUAUGAUAAAUGGCUGGCCGGCUCCCACGUUGAAAAAACUGCGUCAGCCCGGGUCCCCGAUCCACCUGACGACCGAACAGGAGACAUGGCUCGUCACCGCGCUUCACGUCGGGACCCUCCUCAGUCCUUUUCCCGCCGGGUUCAUGAUGAACAAACUCGGUCGCAAGGCCAGUCUCCUUGCUCUCGGGGUCUUGCCCGUCAUCUCCUUUGGCCUCAUCUACCUCAGUACCACUCCCGAGAUGCUCAUACUGGCUCGACUUUUUGCUGGACUCUGGAUCGGAGGGAGUCACACGGUGGUGCCGAUCUACAUCGCCGAGAUCAGUGAGCCGGAGGUGCGGGGGAUCUUGAGCGCGCUGAAUCAGGUCCUGAGUUUCCUGGGCAACAUCCUCAUCUACGCGGUCGGCCCGUACGUGUCCAUCAGGAGCACCGCCGUGUUCUGCGGCGCCGUGGCCGUCAUCUUCCUCGUCCUCUUCGCGUCCUGCCCGGAGUCGCCCUACUUCCACAUCAUGCGCGGGCACCCCGAGCGAGCCGUCACCUCCCUCAUCUGGCUCCGGGGCGGCCCGCCCACCCCCGCCGAGCUGGGCGCCAUCCGAGGGUAUCUCGCCGCCCGAGGCGGCCAUGGAUGGCGGAGGAUCACUGAUCUGCUCACCACCCCGGAGAACCGCAAGGCUUUCGUCAUCGUCGAGGUGCUCAGUGGCUUGGAUCGACUUUCAGGUAUAAGCUGCAUGAAGGCAUUCUCGUCUGUGGUGCUUCCAGCGCACUUGGGUCCGCUGACGUCAGACCACUGCACUCUGAUCGUCUCAUUGGUUUGGAUGGCAUCCUCGAUGGUUUGCACCGCGCUGAUCGACAAGACCGGCCGGAAACCGUUGCUCUACAUCUCCAGUUUCGGCGUGGCCGUCUCCAUGUUCUGGACGGGCAUGUGGUACUUUCUAAGCAGUCAAACGCACAUCGACGUCAGCAGUUUCAGCUGGCUGCCUUUGGCGGGGUUCUUGGUUUACGGGUGUGCUUUCUCGGUCGGCUGGGCGCCGAUCACCCACACCUUCCAGGGAGAGCUGUUUCCCAGCCAUCUCAAGGAGCAGGCGUCGGCGAUGACGACUAUAGUCACGGCUCUCACUGCUUCCUUCAGCACCUUCGUGUUCGGCAUGGUGACGAAGAGGGUCGGGGUUUACGCCAACUUCUUAUGGUUUUCGGUGGUCGGGGUCGUGAAUUUGAUCUUCGUCUACGUCUACGUCAUCGAAACGAAAGGACGAACCCUGGAGGAAAUCCAAGCUGAACUGAAAGGCAAGAAACGCGAGGAGCCGGUGGUCAGAGCCAGCGCAGACUCAAUUUCUUAAAUUAAUUGGAUAAAUAAAUACAGUAAAAAAUGUGCA
Messenger RNA from Bemisia tabaci, 1529 nucleotides. Lineage: Eukaryota; Metazoa; Arthropoda; Insecta; Hemiptera; Aleyrodidae. The record is from RefSeq and is a predicted model, not a curated record.